Messenger RNA from Lactuca virosa, 701 nucleotides. NCBI's taxonomy places the organism in Eukaryota, Viridiplantae, Streptophyta, Magnoliopsida, Asterales, Asteraceae. The record is from the annotation of a GenBank genome assembly.
AUGGAAGUUUGGAAUGAAAUUGCAAUUGCAAAAGUGAAGAAAAGAAAGAUAUGCAACAAAUCAUCAUCUUUCAUUGCCAUUCAUUUCCCUCUUUUCCUUGGACCUUUCAAUCUCAUUUGCCAAAAAUCCAUUGACAAAAAGGAAAAGAUGACACCACUUUUAUUUACACUUUUAGCAUUAGAGAUGGGAGUGAUCAUAAUUCUUCUGUUUCACUCACCUGUAAGGAACCUAGUCGUUAUGGGGUUGGAUCGUUUGAAGCAAGGUAGAGGCCUUGUAGCCUCAAGAACCGUUACAACGAUAUUAUCAGUAGUUUUUGUGUUCAAUCUUUAUGGUAUUUAUAAAAAUCAAAAGCACAUGAUGGAGGUUGGUGUCACUAAUCCAACCGAUCGAGUUCUUUUGUCCAAUCAUAUUCUUGAGGCCUCGCUCAUGGGUUUUUGUUUAUUCUUGGGAUUGAUGAUAGACAGACUUCAUUACUAUGUCAAGGAGUUGUGGUUGUUGCGAAAGAGCUUGAAGGCUAUUCGUAAUCAGAUUGGUGAUUCUGAUUUGAUUCAACCCAUCAACAAAAACAAGAAAAUUUAAAGCACACAUCCAUACAAAUUGAAUCAACCUUCGUUUGUAAAUAAAAGAAUAAAGUCAUACUGUAAUUACUAAUGGAUUGAUUAAAAUAAUAAUGUCACUCAGCUUUGUGUAACUGCUAAUCA